UCAAAAUAGUGAAGUAAUGAAAAUAAAGUUUAACAAUAUUAAACAUGGAAAGACAUUUCCGAUGAUAGGACAUCAUAUCAAUAUCUUUUAUUGCCUCAAUGUAAACAUCACAUGUCAAAUACUGGAUUUGUUCACAAUUGCGUAUAAUUUCGAGCAUAAGCAGAUUAAAUGCGGGAAGUUUCAGUUUUAUCAAUGCGCUAUUGUAUUACAGGAAAUGAUCAACGAUAUCAAUACUAAAAACCAUUGACAAGUGAUAGAUAAAUCAAUACAGAUGUAUUGCUAAAGGACUACUAUUGAGUUUAUUUAAACUGACAGUCGUUUAAAAAAAUCCAAUUCGUUUUCAAUUUCAACAUGGAUGCAACGGUUUGUCUUAUACUUGCUCUGUGUUUUAUUUGUUUCCAGUUUUCUGUUCAAGGACAAACUGUUUACUUUAAUGUAACAGAAGAGCAGGGAAGUUCCUAUUACAUCGGAAAUAUUGCUGAUUCGGCUAAACUCCAAGUUGCAGACGCUGAUUUAAAAUUUACCAUGCUGUCUAACGGUUAUCCUCUAGCUUCACAGUUCAGCCUCGAUGAUACAACCAGCGAUCUAGUGACAGUCCAGUCGUUAGACAGAGAUAUGUUAUGUGCAUUUGAUGUAGUAUGUACACUCCAACUGGCCGUAGUGGCAAAGUCUGAAAGCACAAACGAUUUAUUCAGUAUAAAAGUGUUCAUUAAUUUAAAAGAUAUAAAUGACAAUUCACCACUUUUUGCGGAAGAAUUCGUUAGUUUUGAACUUGUUGAAGGAACUCCUGUUAAUACAUCACUUCCACUGGAGGGGGCUACUGAUAGAGAUUCUGGGAUGUUUGGUGUUGUAAAAUAUGGAAUAUUGGACGACGUACCCUUUCAAGCAGUAAUGGACACCUUUGCGGAUGGUAGAUCCAUGUUAAAACUAGUAAUUAUAGGAAAACUAGAUCGGGAACAAGUAGCCUCUUAUCAGUUUCAAGUGUUAGCAUACGACGGAGGUGAGCCUACACCAAAUAUUGGAACUGCCAUGUUCAGUAUAACGGUAACCGACAUAAACGAUAAUUACCCAAAGUUUACACAAGAUUCGUACAAUAAAACGAUCUACGAUGACAGUCUGGUAAACAUGGUUAUAACGCGUGUGUUUGCUACAGAUUUAGAUGAAGGACUGAACGGAUUAGUGAGGUACAGGUUAAGCUCCUUACAGACAGACGAGAUCAUAUCAACGUUUUCUAUAAAUGAUACUUCCGGUGAAGUUUACCUGAAAGAAUCGCUAAUCACGCGUUCAAGGGAAUAUUACAGAAUAAUUGUUGAAGCAAGCGAUAGUGCAAAACAGCCUUUGAUUGCUCAAUCUUUGGUGUUUGUCAGAGUAUUCGAUCAUCAUAACAACUUCCCUGAUAUCAAUAUUAACCUUUUAUCGAACAAACCACAUGCUGAAAUAUCAGAACAAGCAAGUCAGGGUGCUACUGUUGCUCACCUGGCUGUAUCGGACCCAGAUACUGGGGACAAUGGCCUCGUAACAUGCAUGCUGACGGAGAGUAUGUUCAGAUUACAAAAGUUUGACACGAAUGAGUACAAGAUUGUGGUGUUUGCCUCCCUUGAUAGAGAAACAGAACCUCGUUACAAUGUAACUGUUGUUUGCGAAGACACAGGAAACCCACCAAAGAAAACAAAUAAAACAUUUAUUGUUGUUGUAUUGGACGAAAAUGAUAAUGAACCUCAAUUUACCCCGGUAACGUAUAGGACACAUUUGUUAGAAAAUAACAAGAUCGGUGUCAGCCUUCUUCAAGUUUCUGCUGCUGACCUAGAUUUAGACCAGAACGCCAAAAUUGAAUACAUAUUGCAAGAUGGUGCUAUUAGUAAGUUCUCUAUUGAUAACGAAACGGGGGAAAUAUUUGCGAAUCAGAUGCUUGAUAGAGAAAAACAGAACCAGUACAUCUUCCAAGUAUUUGCUUCCGAUCAUGGUAAUCCAUCUUUGACCGGAACAGGAAGUGUCUCCAUUUUAAUUGAUGAUGUUAAUGAUAAUGCACCAGAAUUUCGUAAAGCUCUUUAUUCUUUUCCUAUAUUAGAAAAUUCAGUUCGAAAUAUAAUUAUUGGACAAGUAGAUGCUUUUGAUGUGGACGACAAGGAAAACGGAGAAAUUUCAUAUAGUAUUUCCACAACAAAGGGAAACGAAGUCCCGUUCAUUGUUAUGCAGAAUGGGAGUGUUUUAGUAACAAUUGAACUCGACAGAGAAAAAAAUGAAAGUUACAAUUUCCAGAUCGUUGCCUCCGAUCAAGGAAAUUCUUCUCUAAAUACAUCUGUCGAAGUAUUAAUAAAAGUAAAGGACGAAAACGAUAAUAGUCCUGUUUUUGUAUUUCCUAAUAAAGAUAACAAUACAAUUAUCAUACCGUACAAGACUCCGUCCAACUCUGUGGUGGGGACAUUCCGAGCGUAUGAUAACGAUUCGGGAAUGAAUUCACGACUAUCAUUUUACUUGAACAAUGAAAACAUAAGUGAUUAUCUCUUGCUCAAUAGCUACAAUGGCGAACUAUUCCUCGUUAAAGAUUUAUCAGAGGCGGACAUCAGAAGUAUGACGUUUGAAGUAGUUGUACAAGACCAUGGAGAAAUACCUUUCAAAGCGCGCCAAAAUAUGACAAUAAAUAUAACACAUCAAGUAUCAGCUUUAACUGAUGGUCUAGAGAAAAACUUCGUAGUCGCCAUUGCUAUUUCAAGCAUCACGGUAUUCUUAGCACUGUUUAUUAUUUUUAUGAUUUUUCUUCUUCGAAGACAAGACAUUAAAAACCGUACCAAACUUCACGAGAGCCAGGAAUCACAAUCUCAGAAGACCAACGAAGGUGAAGAAGCUGGUUUUAUACAAGUGGUCUCCCCUGUGUAUUACCCACCUACCUAUAUAUUACCUCUUCCUAUGACGUAUACUCGACCUCCUCCUCCGUCUUACACUCCACCAGUACUGCCAAAGUCGGUACCUCAAUCUACCAAGUUCAAUACAAUCCAGAGAUCCAUAUCAGUACAGCAAGAAGUGAAGACACACGAUGCCAGCUUAUUAGAUACGAGUUCUACUUUCACAUCUCGAUCCUGGGAUCCGCCACUUUGGGAGAAUGGUGAAGUCGAUGACGUGGAACGACAACGAAAUAAGCUCAUUUCCAUCGAAUACCAAAGAUCUCUACUCCGAAUACAACACUGUAAACGUUCCAAUUCUGUUUUGACUAUUUAGAGUUUUAACAGAAGCAUUAGUUACUCCAGUGCUGUGGCUAACACCCAUUAUGUACUAACAUGCCUGAAAUCUUGCCUGAUGUUCCCGUUCCAAAAAGGCAUUAUAAUAUAUGCCAUUAAAGUCUGUGUUUUAGCUGAAAGUUGGGACAUAUUUUGUCACGUGAUAGGUCCUCUGAAUAUCACAGAUGGUUUGUCACCAACAGAGACACUAUACAGACAAGUGGAAACAUCAAA
Messenger RNA from Mytilus trossulus (common blue mussel), 3449 nucleotides. Its product is annotated as protocadherin-19-like. Gene Ontology annotation, cellular component: plasma membrane. Gene Ontology annotation, biological process: homophilic cell-cell adhesion. The coding region runs from base 352 to 3216 and encodes 954 amino acids. The transcript is spliced from 4 exons. The record is from RefSeq and is a predicted model, not a curated record. Lineage: Eukaryota; Metazoa; Mollusca; Bivalvia; Mytilida; Mytilidae. Gene Ontology annotation, molecular function: calcium ion binding.